AUGUCUGGGGGACCAAUAGAAAUAGAAGCAAACAUAGCUGAAGAAUCAGAAAGAAUUUUUCAAAUUGAAGAAAUUGAUAUCCCAUUCGAAGAAGAAAUAUUACGAAACCCUUAUACAUUAAAGUCCUGGCUUCGUUAUAUAGAUCACAAGUCUGAACAACCAAUAUCUCAGCAAAUAUGGAUAUAUGAACGUGCUUUAAAAGAACUGCCCGGUUCUUAUAAACUAUGGAAGAAAUAUCUAGACUUGCGGUUAAAACACGUCGAUGGAUUGAAUGCUGUUCGGUAUGAAAAAGAAUAUUUCAAGGUUAAUAAUUGUUUUGAACGAUCAUUGGUGUUGUUACACAAGAUGCCUUGUAUAUGGAUAGAUUAUUGUACUUUUUUAAUGUCGCAAUGCCGAAUCACGAAAACUCGACGAACUUUUGAUCGUGCUCUUAAAGCUUUACCAAUCACUCAACAUCCUAGAAUAUGGGAAAUUUAUUUGAAAUUUGCGCGGGAGGUUGGUGGAGAAACUGCAAUUCGAUUAUAUCGUCGAUAUCUAAAGUUGGAACCUGACCAUGUUGAAGAGUACAUUGAUCUUUUGCUCUCGUUAAAUCGUUACGAUGAAGCGGCCAAACGUCUGGCACAAGUGCAUCCUGAAGAGAUUAAAAGCUUGAAAGUUGAACCAAUUAUAAGAAGUGGAAUCCGGAGGUUCACCGAUCAGGUUGGCAAAUUGUGGAAUUCUUUGGCUAGCUAUUGGAUAAAGUUGACCCAUCUUGAAAAGGCAAGAGAUGUUUUUGAAGAAGGCAUCGCCACAGUAAUGACAGUUCGUGAUUUUACUCAAAUAUUUGACGCAUAUGCAGAAUUCGAAGAGACUGUUCUCACUCAUAAAAUGGAGGAAGCUGCCGAGCGAGCGGAACAGGGAAAGGAAAACCCAGAAGAAGAUUUAGAUUUAGAGUUACGUCUCGUACGAUUUGAGCAAUUAAUGAAUCGUCGUCCUUUUUUGGUGAAUGAUGUAUUAUUGCGGCAAAAUCCGAAUAAUGUGCAUGAAUGGGAAAAAAGAGUUGAGCUAUGGAAAGACAAUGCUGAAAAAGUUAUUGAAACAUAUACAAAGGCGAUUCUUACAAUCAAUCCUAAAAAAGCAAGUGGCAAGUUUCAUGAAUUGUGGGUGCAUUUUGCGAAGUUUUAUGAGGAUGGAAACGAUUUGGAAUCGGCUCGAACGAUAUUUGAGAAAGGAACAAAAGUUAAUUUCAAAAGUGUGAAUGAUUUGGCCACGCUAUGGUGUGAAUAUGCAGAAAUGGAAUUACGACAUGAAAAUUAUGAUCGUGCCAUAGAAGUUAUGAGCAGAGCUACAGUUCCUCCAUCAAAUCCAAAUGUCAAUUAUCGAGAUGAGAACAUACCUGUUCAGUCGCGUAUUUUCAAGUCUCUCAAGCUAUGGUCAUUCUAUGUUGAUCUCGAGGAAAGUAUUGGCACAGUAGAGUCAACAAGGGCUGUAUACGAUCGGAUACUAGAGCUGAAAAUCGCUACCCCACAAAUUAUCAUUAAUUAUGCCAACUUUUUAGAGGAGAAUAAAUAUUUCGAAGAAAGCUUUAAAGUAUAUGAACGUGGUGUCGAGCUAUUCAACUAUCCAAUUGCAUUUGAAAUUUGGAAUAUUUAUUUGACCAAAUUUAUAAAACGAUACGGAGGAACAAAACUAGAGCGUGCCAGAGAUCUUUUCGAACAAGCCCUUGAAAAGUGUCCCCCUAAACAUGCGAAACCUCUGUACCUUAUGUAUGGAAAACUUGAGGAAGAUUACGGGCUAUCAAGACAUGCCAUGCGAAUUUUCGAUCGUGCGACAAAAGCCGUGGCUGAUGAAGAUCGGUUUGAAAUGUUUAAUUUCUAUAUUGCCAAGGCGAGUGCGAAUUUCGGCGUAACCUACACGCGUGAAAUCUAUGAACGUGCAAUUGAGGUGCUUCCAGAUAAAGAGGCCAAGGACAUGUGUUUGAAAUAUGCAGAGUUGGAACGAAAAUUGGGUGAAAUUGAUCGAGCGAGAUCUUUGUACGCGCAUGCUUCGCAGUUUUGUGAUCCCAGGACGGUGCCUUCGUUCUGGACGAUUUGGCAUGAUUUUGAAGUGAAGCACGGAAAUGAGGAUACAUUUAAAGAAAUGUUACGUAUAAAACGUAGUGUGCAGGCUCAAUAUAAUACUGAGGUCAAUUUCAUAUCUGCACAAAUUCUGGCAACUCGACAACAAGUACAACCUCCAGUUACUGGUGUUGCUCAAGCAUCAGAGACUGCUACUGCUUUAGCAACUACUGAUGGCACGACUCCAACAAAUCCUAUGCAAGUUGCCGAGCAAGAAGCAUUAAAACAAACCGCGUCAGCAUCAACAAGUGGGCCCAGAACUUUGACAUUUGUCCCGUCUACGUCCCAUCAAGACAAGAAAGAUGUAUCAGCUUCUCAAGUUCCCUCAAACCCUAAUGAAAUCAAUAUGGAUGAUGAUAAUUUCUAG
Molecule: messenger RNA, 2463 nt
Organism: Ambispora leptoticha
Lineage: Eukaryota; Fungi; Glomeromycota; Glomeromycetes; Archaeosporales; Ambisporaceae
Source: the annotation of a GenBank genome assembly